AUGGCAGCAGUCUCGACCGCCACCACAUUGGGCGCUCGUCUGCCAGACCCCUCCAGCACCGCAGACCAGGAUCAGGUUGGUAUGCUGCACCAACCCCUGCUCAUUGGUACUGGUGUAGCGAGCACACUUGUAAUCACCCUCAUUGCAGCCGCCGGACGACGGGGCGGCGCUCACGCCGGCCGCCGCAGCGACAAGCAGGAGGAGCAUGGAUCCGACGAGAGUAGGCAUCGCGACGCGAAAUAA
Molecule: messenger RNA, 243 nt
Organism: Cordyceps fumosorosea ARSEF 2679
Lineage: Eukaryota; Fungi; Ascomycota; Sordariomycetes; Hypocreales; Cordycipitaceae
Exons: 1
Coding region: 1-243 (80 amino acids)
Source: RefSeq, a predicted model, not a curated record